This is a messenger RNA of Rhipicephalus sanguineus (brown dog tick), 2379 nucleotides long. Its product is annotated as kinesin-like protein KIFC1. NCBI's taxonomy places the organism in Eukaryota, Metazoa, Arthropoda, Arachnida, Ixodida, Ixodidae. Bases 100 to 1989 code for a protein of 629 amino acids. The record is from RefSeq and is a predicted model, not a curated record. Gene Ontology annotation, molecular function: ATP binding; microtubule binding; microtubule motor activity. The transcript has 15 exons. Gene Ontology annotation, biological process: microtubule-based movement.
UGGUACAGUGUACUAUCUGUGGUGCUGUUUUCGUUGAGGUCCGUGCCUGUCCGUGCGAGUCACCAUUUUCACCGAAACGAGUUCCGGGGCGGCAGCCAGAUGAGCCAACCCAAUUCCCUGGCCGAUGGCGCAAGCCGACCGGCAGGUUCUGUGCGCAAGUUGCGCUCCCCCGCCAAGCGGCCAGCAGGGCCGAGCGUCGUCCGUGGCCUUCGAAGGAGCGUUAGCACAAGCUGCAUCAAAGAGAACCAGCCGCGGAUGGGCCCACCCAGCCAGCCCAAGCGAGCACGUCCUGGUGCGGCCAUGCCAGUUCCCCUGGGCCGGUUGCAGCGCAAUGUCACUGGCUCUGCCCUCAACCUGGGCAGUAAUGGUGCACGCUCAAAGGCCUCCUCCACUGUGGCUCUGUCAGCGUCCACAGCUGGCAAGCGCAAGCCCUGGGACCUGCAGGGUCGCCUGCAUGACCUUGAGGAGCGCAUGAAGUGCGUGACUGGGGAGAAGGAGCAGCUCAGCCAGCAGAGCACCAACAGGCUGCAAGAACUCGAGCAAGUUCAAGUGGAGCUGCAGGCUGAACGGACGAAAAAUGGCCAGCUGACUGCCAGUGUUGCCCAACUGGAAUCGACCCUCAGCUUGCUGGAGUCCGAGAAGCAGUCGGCCGUUGCAGAGAGGGACUCCCUGUCCCUGCAGCUGCGCUCCUCCACGCAGCAGGUGGCAACCCUGGAGCAAUCUCUGGCUUGUGCCAAUGGAGCACUGGCUGGCCUUCGUUCUGAGCGGGCUGCACUCAUGGCACAGCAGGAGUCCCUCGAGUUCCAGCGGUCGACACUAGAAGCAGAGAAGGCACGGCUGGAGUCCCUAGUCUGCGAGCUCCGCGCGCAGGUGACUGCGCAGGAAGAGCAAAUCAACGCGGCAGAGCAGGAGCGUCGCCAAUUGCACAACACCCUGCAGGAGCUCAAGGGCAACAUACGGGUGUUCUGCCGUCUGCGUCCACUGCUGCCAUCAGAGGCUGCUCCACAGAGGCCGUUUUUGUUGCUUCCAGACGAGCGGACAAUCGAGGUGGUGCGAACAGACCCAGAGACGCAGCGACAGAAGACGGAGCUGAGCUUCCACUUUGACCGUGUGUUCCCGGGGGUGGCCAGCCAGAGCGAAGUGUUUGCAGAGGUGUCGCAGCUGGUGCAGAGUGCCCUGGAUGGUUACCACGUGUGCAUCUUUGCCUAUGGCCAGACGGGUGCCGGCAAGACCCACACCAUGGAGGGACCCGCCGGGGAGCUGGCACUGGAGGACGAGCGGAGGGGCCUGAUUCCCCGGGCCUUGCACCAGGUCUUUGAAGAGGCAUGCAAGCAGCCACACUGGACGUACGAUAUGGUGGCCAGCUUCAUCGAAGUCUACAACGAAACCCUGCGGGAUCUGCUGGUGCCUCCUUCUCGGGCACCCACGUCCACUCCACUGCAGCUCAAGCUGGCACGCAAGGAUGGCCCAGUCCGAGUGGCAAACCUCACGGAGGUCAACGUCACAUCAGCUCAGCAGAUCAGCCAGCUGCUGCAGUGUGCACGAAAGAACCGUGCGGUAGCGGCCACCAAGUGCAACGAGCGGUCCUCCCGGUCCCACUCAGUCUUUCGCCUUGACAUUGUUGGCCACAACAGUCACAGCGGUGUGGGUUGUCGGGGGCGCCUGAACUUGGUGGAUUUGGCUGGCAGCGAACGCCUCUCCGAAUCUCAGUCGGAAGGGGCACGCCUGCGCGAGGCACAGAACAUCAAUCGCUCACUUGCCAACCUUGGCAAUGUCAUCCUCGCACUCUCGAACCGGGAUGACCAUGUGCCAUACCGCAACUCGAAGCUCACGCAUUUGCUGAUGGACAGCCUUGGUGGGAACAGCAAGACACUGAUGCUCCUCAACAUCUCUCCGCGCGAGGAGAACAUCAGUGAGACGAUCAACUCGCUCCGCUUUGCCACCAAGGUGAACCAGUGCCACAUUGGGACUGCAAGAAAAAACUUUUAAGAAAAAAGUGCCCCAGCUGCAGACUAGGGUUGUCCUUCUGCAUCAUCCUUUGGCAUUUUAAUUUUUUAAUUUGUGACGCAGUACAUUACGAAUUUUAUUAUAGUUUUACUCUCACGGUAGUCAGGGGACUUUUAGGCUUGACAUUUCACUAUGUGAGCUUUAUCGUGUCUUUUAGCUGGGGAGCAAUAGCUGCACCAAUUUGUUACAAUUCCUUAAUUUUGCACCGAGAUGAGCUAAAACCAUGAAAUUCAUUGAAAUUCUGCCAUGCUGCACCAAAAUGCUUAACCAGCCUCAAGAUGUUUUCAGAUGCGGUAACUUUAGCAUGAAAUGGAGGCCAUCUUGGCCACCUGCAGUUUGGGCGUUAUCGUCCACUCCAAUCCACCCUAACCC